GUGCUUUUUUUUAGAAAAAAUCAAGUUAAUUAAAUAGUUUAACUAGUGGGUGGCAAAUUCAAUCAGAUUAUUUUGACGUUGUUUUACAGUAAGAAAAGUGAACUGAAAACUGUCAGCUACAUAACCUGACAUGUUUCCAACUAUUCUCCAGAGAGGGAGCUGAAUUUUAUGGUUUUAACGCAGUUUAAUGGCAUAUUGAUGGAAGCUCGCUGUUCGGUUUAUCGCUACUGGUGUCACGUUGCAUCUGAAAUAAUCCGUGGGCUGACUUUUUUUUAUCUCAGUGUGUGAGAUAAUGAGAAUCCGUCUUCUGCCGCCGUCACAUUCACGUAACCUAGGUUAAAGCGAUAGGGUAGCCUAGUAACUCGGUUGUUAUCAACGGCUUCUACCCACAGCAUAAAUUACAGGCAGCUUUCAGCCAAGUAUAAAAGGCCGAAUUUCAAUCAUGUUCCCCAAUACUCGUCAGUGACUGCAAGUUGCUAACACGCCGAGACAGAGAGAAAGAUGUCUCCUGGCUCCAAGGUUCCGCUACACGUCGUGCUGCUGUGGAUGGUGAUUCUCCAGGGACACGGCAGAUACAUUCAGAAAAAUGAAAUAAUCGAGGACGCUCUAGGGCUCCUCAACUCAGAGCUGAAGCGAGAACUUUCUCAAGGGUACGUCUACAGCCGAAGUCUGAAAUGCAUUGACAUGUUGAGUGUUGAUGGCCGGUUCACAUUCAGUGCAGAUCGACCACACCUCCAUUGUGCUACCUUCUUCAUUGGCAGCCCGGACGAGAUUAUCUCCCUUGAAUAUAAUUAUGUCAAUAUAGACUGUCAAGGUGGAGAUUUCCUCAAGGUCUUUGAUGGCUGGAUAUUGAAGGGGGAAAAGUUUCCAAGUGCCGUAGAUCACCCUCUCCCCACCUCAGAGCGUUACUUUGAUUUCUGUGACAGUAACAACAUCAAGACAAUAAUCAGAUCCUCUCAAAAUGUGGCAAUGCUGUUCUUCAGAAUUCACAUGCCUGGAAAUGGAUUUUCCUUAACAAUAAAGAAAUUAAGCAAUCCUUUCCCUUGCAAUGUGAUAUCUCAGACUCCUGAUGGAAGGUUCACAAUGGUCAUUCCUCACCAGAAGAGAAACUGCAGCUUUUCCAUCAUUUACCCAACAGAAAUCAUGAUCUCUGAGCUGACCCUGGGACACUUCAAUGACCUGCAGAUACCUGUUAAAAGCUGUGGUGGAGCAACUGAUUUUGUGCAACUUUUGGGAGGGAACAGACUGGACCCGAGCCGGAUGUACCCAGUGGCUGACAUUUGCUACUCUUUCAGUGGACCAGCACAAAUUAAGAUUGGGUGUGACAACACCGUAGUGCGCAUUGUGUCCAGCGGCAAGUAUAUAAAUCGCCUUACAUUUGAGUACCGCCAGCUGAGGCAGCAUGAGAUGGACAAACAAAAUGAAAACGGGGUCGAGGAUUUCUGCUACGCCGCGGAUUGAGUGGGUUUCUCUGUGCAGACUCCAUCCGCUCUUUGAUUAAAGGAGUAAAGCUGUGGCAUUGUUGUAAUUCUAUCAAAAGUGUGAGAUCUGUAGUGGUCAUCUGUUACUACCUUGUUAAUUCAUUUAUUAGAACUUUGCCGGGUAGCUACUGCUUUAUCUUCCCCAUUAGUGAACGAACUCUGUGGUGAGUUCUUGCUGCUUCGCCAGUGAGUUAGUCGGCAAAAUGUUAUGUUUAAGGCAGAACAGCAGCCGGAGUGGUUUUUAGCCUGACAGGGAAAGAAAAUGAAAUCAUUGCUUGCUGAGACUUUAUUUGAUUCGAUUGUGAUAGCAAAGUAUAUUUACUUCAUAUUUAUUGCUUAGAAAUGAUGCUGUCACACUGGACCACCAGCACUGUAUAAAACACUUUGUGAGGCAAUCAAGUAUUAUGUAAAUAAAGAUAAUUAACAGCAGUAUUGCCAUGUUCUGGGGAAGAGCCUUAUUUUGUUCUGACAGAAGUGGUAAGCUGAGUGUGAAUGACACAUCCUGGUCCGACUCAUCUUGCGUACUUCAAAAUGUGCUCCAUUACAAUCAGUCCACUCAGGUCCAAAUAUAGUUGGGUUUUUAACUGUAUUUUUCUUUUGUGUGGACAGCGUUAAAAUCCCUCUUGAGGAAUGUUCACCAGCCCCUCUUCAGUUGUGGCAAUCACUGUACUAGUUAAUAAUAUGGUACCAAACUAAAUAUUUUUCAGGAUUCCAAAUUACUUCUUAAAAUUGCAAGUAUAUUCACAAUUGAACUCUUGACUUCAAAGGCUAAAAGUGGCAUUUUAACCUCCGGGGAAGGGUGGGAUUGGGUGGUGAUAGAGGGUUCAGGAGGCAGCAACAAAUCUGACCACACUGGGGACACAGUUCCACCCUCCUGACUUCUGGAUUUCUUUUACUGAGGCUGGGAAGAGAUCAGCGGCCAAUCCACUCACCGCAGUGAGGCUGACAUUUUAAAUAUGGAGGGUUUCCAAUUUUGCCACCCUUCUCCCCACCAUCACACCCCCACCCUCCCCAAACAGACACCCAUGAUUCAAACCCCUCCGUGACUGAGGAUCAGCCCCAGCCCCCACUCCCCGUUGCACUGAGUUUAAUCAGGGACCAAAUUUCUCCCAGGUUGGGGAUUGCAGUCCAACUUAGAUUAGAGAUCAGAAUCAGUGAUUGAACCCACUCUCAGAUCAGCCACCUACAAGGUUCAGGAUCAGACCCAAUCCAGUAUUAGAGCUUUGGUACCCUGAGCUCAGGCUGAUCAGGCGGUUUGUAAGAUGAGUAAACUAAUACUCCCAAGGAUCUGAUGCCGUAGGAUCAGGCACUUAGUCCUGUAGCCUCCACCCUUGGGCUCCCUGCAUGAUUGGAACCCAGACAUGUCAAUAAAGCUUAUCUCUGGGCAAGAAAUCUAUCAGUGAAUGAAGAAAAUGUAUCCUUCCAGACUUAAUGGACCUGUUCUUCUUUUAUUCCCACCAUACCAGCAAAUCAAAACUAUCCAGAUUCACUGAAUCAUUAUAAAACAGAAGGAAGUGUGUUUGCACCAGUUCUCCGAGUAUUCUAACCUCGCGCCAAUUCUCCUGAAACAGAAAGAAAGAACGAGUUAGCUGAUACAGCAUUUCCAAAAAGAGAUUUUAACAUUAUGUAAAGACAUAUCAUUAUUUAGUCAUAAUUAAAUCCUCUUUAAAAACAUAAAACUGCAUGAGAAUCUGUACAUUGAAAUUUAAUCAUCUAUAUUUAACUCAAAGACAAAAUAAAAUAUUGUGGACAA
Molecule: messenger RNA, 3234 nt
Organism: Stegostoma tigrinum
Lineage: Eukaryota; Metazoa; Chordata; Chondrichthyes; Orectolobiformes; Stegostomatidae
Gene: crhbp
Product: corticotropin releasing hormone binding protein
Exons: 7
Coding region: 502-1461 (319 amino acids)
Biological process (GO): hormone-mediated signaling pathway; negative regulation of corticotropin secretion; negative regulation of corticotropin-releasing hormone receptor activity
Molecular function (GO): corticotropin-releasing hormone binding
Source: RefSeq, a predicted model, not a curated record